AUCACACCGGACUGUCUCCCCGCCGUAGACCCGGACUGAACCGUACCGAACCGGACCGUCUCUCCGCGGUAGAAAAGGACCGAACCGAACUGAACCGGACUGAACCGGACCGAACCGGACAUGGACAGACCCAGGUUCUUCACUCCCUCCGAGGUGGCGGCUCAUAACACCGCAGCCGACCUCUGGGUGUCUUUUCUGGGCAAAGUGUUCGACCUGAGCCCGCUGAUGGACCGGCACGGAGGAGACGUUCUGAUGCUGCCCAUCAUGGAGGCUGCUGGGAAGGACAUUAGCUACUGGUUCGACCCCGAGACCAAAGACAUCCGGACCUACGUGGACCUCCAGACCUGCUGUCAGAGGUACUACACCCCCAGGGGGCGCUUCCUCCACGUUCCCCCCGCCGGCCCUCGCUCCGACUGGGCCAGCGACUUCGGAGAGCCCUGGUGGAAGGACCAGAGCUACCAGGUGGGGCUGCUGUCCUCCAAGACCAGGUGGAUCCGGAUCAUCAACACGCUGACAUCCCAGGAGCAGCGGCUGGAGGUGUGCAGUGAGGAGACCCUGGAGGAGAUCCGACAGCGUUACCUGCGCUACAACGCUCACGCUCACAGCUACACCUGGAAACACAACGGAGAGGUUCUGGACCUGAACCUUACACUGGAGGAAAACAACGUUCUGGAUGAGGACGUGGAGCUGGAGGAGCUGAGGCUGGACCGAGACAUGUUCACGCCCGCUCUGCUGCUUUACUUCAGUGAUGACCUCACAGAGGGAUGAUGUCAUCACUAGUUACAGAUAAACAAUGAGCUCGAUCAGUCGGAUGCCUGGGCUCCGUUUUUGGUCUCAACCAGAGAUCAGCUGGUCUACAACAUGAGAUGGAAAGAUUCCAUCUGAAGCACAAACUACAGAAUCAACAACAAUAGGACAGAUACGACACACAAAACCAACGAAAUGAAACACACAUGACCAGAAUGAGACAAAAAUGACCAAUAAAGCAGGAAAUGACACACAAAAAUAAAAGAUGUAGAGUGAUUUAUAAACAUGUAUGACGUAUUAUCAGGAAUGUUUCUACAUUUAUGACUCGUUCACUUAUUGUUCACUUAUCAGGCUGUCAGUUGUUGCACAGAGCUAAAAAAGAAAAACACUACUGGCCACAAAUAGAGAUAUCUGACCUUAAAAUAACACAACCACAGAGAGACACAAAACAACCACAAAGAGGCACAACGCAACCUCAAAGAGACACAACACAACCACAAAAAGACACAAAACAACCACAAAGAGACACAAAGCAACCACAGAGAGACACAACACAACCACAAA
Molecule: messenger RNA, 1311 nt
Organism: Amphiprion ocellaris (clown anemonefish)
Lineage: Eukaryota; Metazoa; Chordata; Actinopteri; Pomacentridae
Product: cytochrome b5 domain-containing protein 1
Exons: 4
Coding region: 121-768 (215 amino acids)
Source: RefSeq, a predicted model, not a curated record